AUGAUCCCAAGUAUGGAGGAAGGCAGAAAGACUGACAGAGAAGAAGAUGAGGAGGAGGAGGAAGAAGAAGAAGAAGAAGAAGUAGAAGAAGGAGAAGAAAGUAAGGUUUCGAGCAAUAGUACAGUGGAAGAGAGCGAUAAGAAGACAAAGGUUAGGCCUUAUGUGAGAUCUAAAGUCCCUCGUCUCCGGUGGACUCCUGAUCUUCAUCUUCGAUUUGUCCGCGCGGUUGAGAGGCUUGGAGGUCAAGAAAGAGCAACUCCAAAGUUGGUCCGUCAGAUGAUGAACAUCAAAGGGCUUAGUAUUGCUCAUGUCAAGAGCCAUCUACAGAUGUACAGGAGCAAGAAGAUUGAUGAUCAAGGUCAAGCCAUAGCUGAUCACAGACAUUUCAUCGAGACUUCCACAGAUCGAAAUAUUUACAAACUAAGUCAGCUACCGAUGUUCCGAGGCUAUAAUCAUAACCAUGAUUCUCCAUUCAGAUAUGGAAGUAAAAUUUCAAAUGCUUCUUUGUGGAACUCUAGCUCUCACGAAGCAAACCGGAGUUUGAUAGACCAAAUUAGGCCCGGUUUGAUUCACGGCUCACCGGUUAGCAAUAACAUCCGUGGUAGUAGUGAGUAUUGGAGUAACAACAGGUCUUUCGAAAACAUCUACGCUUCUUCAAUUUCUAGUCACUUACCGAAACUAAGACACGAUCAUCAAGAAUGGACCAAGCCGGUCACAUUUAACAGCAUUCAAGGACACUCAAGAACCUUCGAAAAGUUCGAGGGUGUUGAAGACACCACUAAUCAAGCUUAUUGUAACAAGACAAAUGGCAAAAGAGGUGCAAGUACAAGCAUCGAUCUUGAUCUUGAUCUAUCUCUUAAGCUAGUACGACCCGAGAAGACAAUUUUGGAAGAGACAGAAACAGCAGCAACAACAACCGAUCAAACGUUGUCCUUGUCGCUAUGUUCGGGGUCGUCUUCAUGCAAAAAGAGCCGACUGAUCAAGACAAAUGAAGAGGAUCGGACGGUUAAGAUUGGACAGACAAGUACUCUGGAUCUGACUCUAUGA
Messenger RNA from Microthlaspi erraticum, 1047 nucleotides. The record is from the annotation of a GenBank genome assembly. Lineage: Eukaryota; Viridiplantae; Streptophyta; Magnoliopsida; Brassicales; Brassicaceae.